Adineta steineri is the source of this 588-nucleotide messenger RNA. The record is from the annotation of a GenBank genome assembly. NCBI's taxonomy places the organism in Eukaryota, Metazoa, Rotifera, Eurotatoria, Adinetida, Adinetidae.
AUGUUUUUCGACAUUUUGCCUGUGUUCGUUAUUACACUUAUUUCAUCCUUGUUUUUAUCUACUACAUCCGUACACGGUUUACCAACAUCAGCAUCAAGACUUCAUUUAAUUACAAAUUCUCCAUCGGCUGAUUUAUUUUCUUCACUCAGGCUGUUAAAUCAUCGUCCAGUAUCGAGUGUUGAUCAUGAUUCAGGUGGUGAUAUUUUUGAAAUGUUAAUGGGUGAUAGUAACGAAAAUGAUGAUUCAUUUUUACCUUCUGUUGAUGUAUUGAAUGAACCAUCAGAAUAUUAUCUUCAAUCAUCAUUAUCACCAACAUCAAAAUUAUUAUUAUUAGAAAAACAACAUCAACAAAAACGAUCAACACCAUUUAAUUUAAAUUCUGCUGUUGCUACACUUGCUGAUUCAUCCAAUGCAGAUAAUAUUGUUAAUUUAAAUCAAUUAAAUGAACCAUUACGUUUAUCACCUUCAUUAAAAAAAUUAGUUGAAACAAAUCCGUUUGCGCGUGCAUGGCUUACAAUGCUUUUACAAAAACUUAUGAAAGAACAGUCUGUUCCGUAUAUUUUCAAGUAUGGUCGACGUCGCAAAUAA